AUGAACUGCCACAAGCAAACACCCCAAUCAAGUUAUGCUAGUCGUCAGCCCCAACCAAGCUCGUUCCCGCAUCGCCCGCCCAGGCGACCCCCGGCGAAACACCCGGUGCCCAAAACUCCCCCCCCCCCGUCGACCGCAAAUGUUGCUGACUACCACCGCAAUGUAGCGGCUGUCCGCAAGGGGGAAGCCAGGCAACUCACGACUGCACUCGACAAAACUGACUCGAUUCGCGAAUUGUGUCUUCAAUGCAUCGCCAAGUCAACCCAAUUCAAAUCGUCAACUACAACUCUGCGGGAGGCACCAGCAAAUCGUCCGAUUUACGGGCCGAACUAUUUUGCCAGCCGCAGGAUUCAAAAAGACAGGCCCUCUCCUACGGGUGCUCGUCGAUAA
This is a messenger RNA of Puccinia triticina, 390 nucleotides long. RefSeq lists its product as uncharacterized. The transcript is spliced from 3 exons. The coding region runs from base 1 to 390 and encodes 129 amino acids. The record is from RefSeq and is a predicted model, not a curated record. NCBI's taxonomy places the organism in Eukaryota, Fungi, Basidiomycota, Pucciniomycetes, Pucciniales, Pucciniaceae.